UGUCAUUUCCAUUCGUAUUUCGUACUGCAAAAUGUCCUAAAAUUCAUUAUUUUCUUAAAACAUGUCUAAAAUAAUAUAAAUCUCGAUAUAAUUAAAACUUAAACGUAGUGUUGGAGCAGUGUUCGCUCAAAUCUUGCUAAAUAUCUAUCGAUAUAUCAAUAUAAACGAAAAUGCAUGUAUCUCGACAAUUACUAUACAGCUCGGCUCGGUGGAAAUGUACUUUACCUCUCAAUAUAAAACCUACGAUAACAGUUAAAUCUGAACAGUUCAGACUGCCAGAAUGUCGGUACUAUUCCGCUCGAAAAGGAUUUUUCUCCUCCAUCAUCGAAAACAUAAAAGAGGAAAUAGCUAAAAACAAGGAGAUGAAGGAGAACAUCAAGAAAUUCCGGGAAGAGGCUCAAAAAUUGGAAAACUCGGAGGCGUUGCAGGCAGCUCGACAGAAGUUCCACGCCGUAGAGUCAGAGGCAUCAAAGAGCUCCGAAGUUCUGAAAGAAACUUUUGAAGGGAUAAAGGGCAAAGUUGGUCAUGUGCUAGAGGAGGCUAGUAAAACAGAUAUUGCUAAGAAGGCUGGCAAGAUAACAGAAGAUAUAUCCAAAACAGCGAAAGGGGCUGCAGAGAGCAUUGCUGAGUCCGGCCAGAAACUCGGACAAACCUCAGCAUUUAAAACUAUCUCACAAGCUACUGAGGUAGUGAAGAACGAAAUGGCGUCGCGCGGGCUAGAGGGGAGGGUGUACACGUCGCCUGUUGCGUUACGAAAACGCGUCGAGGUGGCGGCGGAAGAGCGGUCGUACGCACCGGACACGGAGACGCUCGGCGUGGAGCUGCACCGCGACUCCAAGUUCUACCAGCAGUGGGAGGACUUCAAGAACAACAACCAGUAUGUUAAUAAGGUUUUGGAUUGGAAAAUAAAGUACGAGGAAUCAGACAACCCACUGGUUAAAGCGUCACGACUUAUGACCGAGAAAGUCAGCAGCCUCUUCGGAAACCUCUUCGAGAAAACGGAAUUGUCGACCACCCUCACCGAAAUCUGCAAAAUCGAUCCCAGUUUUACCGCACAAAAAUUCCUAGAAGACUGCGCCAAUGACAUCAUACCAAAUAUCUUAGAAGCGAUGGUCCGAGGAGACUUAGAAAUCCUCAAAGAUUGGUGCUACGAAGGUGUAUACAAUAUACUGGCUACACCGAUCAACCAGUGCAAGCAACUCGGCUACAGACUGGACUCCAAGAUCCUAGAUAUAGAGAAUAUAGAACUGGUAAUGGGCAAAAUGAUGGAUCAGGGUCCCGUGCUGGUGUUAACUUUCCAAUCUCAACAGAUCAUGUGUGUUAGAGACGGAAAGAACAAUGUGAUAGAAGGAGACCCCAAUAAGGUGAUGAGGGUUAACUACGUGUGGGUCCUGUGUCGGGAUCCCCAGGAGAUGAACCCCAAGGCCGCUUGGAGACUCCUAGAGCUGUCCGCCAACAGUGUGGAGCAGUUGAUAUAGUUGUAGAUAAUAAAAUCGUUGUACUGUUA
This is a messenger RNA of Aricia agestis (brown argus), 1507 nucleotides long. Its product is annotated as mitochondrial import inner membrane translocase subunit TIM44. The coding region runs from base 171 to 1478 and encodes 435 amino acids. Gene Ontology annotation, biological process: protein import into mitochondrial matrix. Gene Ontology annotation, molecular function: protein-folding chaperone binding. Gene Ontology annotation, cellular component: mitochondrial inner membrane. The transcript has 7 exons. The record is from RefSeq and is a predicted model, not a curated record. NCBI's taxonomy places the organism in Eukaryota, Metazoa, Arthropoda, Insecta, Lepidoptera, Lycaenidae.